UGGAAGUCUUAUUACUACAAAAUAUUAUAUGUUUCCUACUUUGCAGAUAACUCAGGAGGCUGGAUAAUUCAUGUACACUUUACCAUAUGGCUACCAUGCUGGUUUUAAUCAUGGUUUUAACUGUGCAGAAUCUACGAAUUUUGCUACUGUCAGAUGGAUCGACUAUGGAAAAGUUGCCAAAUUGUGCACUUGCAGAAAAGACAUGGUGAAAAUUUCAAUGGAUAUCUUUGUGAGGAAAUUUCAGCCAGACAGAUAUCAGCUUUGGAAACAAGGAAAGGACAUAUACACCAUUGAUCACACGAAGCCUACUCCAGCAUCCACCCCUGAAGUAAAAGCAUGGCUGCAGAGGAGGAGGAAAGUAAGAAAAGCAUCCCGGAGCUUCCCGUGUGCUAGGUCUACCUCUAAAAGGCCUAAGGCUGAGGAGGAAGAGGAAGUGUCAGCUGAAGUCAGUGGGGCAGAGGUCCCUAACGCUGACUCAGGCACAGAUGACCUCAAGGUCAGUGAAAAGCCUGAAGAAUCAGCGAAGCUGAGGAACACAGAAGUACCUUCAGAAGAAGAGGACUCUGCUAGCAGCAUGCAGGUGGAUCAGAAUUUACCUGAUCAUAUGAAACUCUCAGGAAGCAGCUGCUUAAGUAUAUCGGUAACAGAAGAUAUAAAAACUGAGGAUGACAACACUUAUGCAUAUAGAAGUGUACCUUCUAAACCCAAUGAGGCUGAUGAUUCCAUUCCAUUAUCUAGUGGCUAUGAGAAGCCCAAGAAAUCAGACUCACCCAAGCUGUCAUGGCCAAAAUCACCUGAGUCAUGCUCAUCAGUGGCAGAGAGUAAUGGUGUGUUAACAGAGGGAGAAGAGAGCGAUGUGGAGAGUCAUGGGAAUGGCCUUGAACCUGGGGAAAUCCCAGCGGUCCCCAGUGGAGAGAGAAAUGGCUUCAAAGUUCCCAGUAUAACAGAGGGAGAGAACAAAACCUCUAAGAGUUGGCGCCAUCCACUUAGUAUGCCUCCAGCAAGAUCCCCGAUGACUCUUGUGAAGCAGCAGGCGCCAAGUGAUGAAGAAUUGCCUGAGGUUCUGUCCAUUGAGGAGGAAGUGGAAGAAACAGAGUCUUGGGCGAAGCCUCUCAUCCACCUUUGGCAGACGAAGUCCCCUAACUUCGCCGCGGAGCAAGAGUAUAAUGCAACAGUGGCCAGGAUGAAGCCACACUGUGCCAUCUGCACUCUGCUCAUGCCGUACCACAAGCCAGAUAGCAGCAAUGAAGAAAAUGAUGCUAGAUGGGAGACAAAAUUAGAUGAAGUCGUUAUGUCUGAAGGAAAGACUAAGCCCCUCAUACCAGAGAUGUGUUUUAUUUAUAGUGAAGAAAAUAUAGAAUAUUCUCCACCCAAUGCCUUUCUUGAAGAGGAUGGAACAAGUCUUCUGAUUUCCUGUGCAAAGUGCUGCGUACGGGUUCAUGCAAGCUGUUAUGGUAUUCCUUCUCAUGAGAUCUCUGAUGGAUGGCUGUGUGCUCGGUGCAAAAGAAAUGCAUGGACAGCAGAAUGCUGUCUCUGCAAUUUGAGAGGAGGUGCUCUUAAGCAAACUAAGAACAACAAGUGGGCCCAUGUCAUGUGCGCUGUUGCGGUCCCAGAAGUUCGAUUCACUAAUGUCCCAGAAAGGACACAAAUAGAUGUAGGCAGAAUACCCUUACAGAGGUUAAAAUUGAAAUGCAUCUUCUGCAGACACCGGGUUAAGAGGGUCUCUGGAGCCUGCAUCCAGUGUUCCUAUGGUCGCUGCCCGGCCUCCUUCCAUGUCACUUGUGCCCAUGCUGCUGGGGUACUGAUGGAGCCUGAUGAUUGGCCUUAUGUUGUGAACAUCACAUGCUUUCGACAUAAGGUCAACCCCAAUGUGUUCACAGCACAGAGUAAGCACUCAAAAAAUGAAAGUUGUAUUGCUACUACUGCUUCUACUACUGCUGCUGCUGCUGGUGCUACAAUCUUAUGUGAACUGGGCCACAAAUCCAAGGCUUGUGAGAAGGUCAUUUCUGUGGGUCAGACGGUCAUCACAAAGCAUCGGAACACCCGGUAUUACAGUUGCAGAGUGAUGGCUGUGACAUCACAGACCUUCUAUGAGGUCAUGUUUGAUGAUGGCUCCUUCAGCAGAGACACAUUUCCUGAGGAUAUUGUGAGCCGAGACUGUCUGAAGCUGGGCCCUCCUGCUGAGGGAGAAGUCGUCCAAGUCAAGUGGCCUGACGGCAAACUCUACGGAGCAAAAUAUUUUGGAUCAAAUAUUGCCCACAUGUACCAGGUUGAGUUUGAAGACGGAUCCCAGAUAGCAAUGAAGAGAGAGGACAUCUACACGUUAGAUGAAGAGUUACCCAAGAGAGUGAAAGCUCGUUUUUCCACAGCCUCUGACAUGCGAUUUGAAGACACAUUUUAUGGAGCAGACAUUAUCCAAGGGGAGAGAAAGAGACAAAGAGUGCUGAGCUCCAGGUUUAAGAACGAAUAUGUGGCCGACCCUGUGUACCGCACUUUUUUGAAGAGCUCCUUCCAGAAGAAGUGUCAGAAGAGACAGUAG
Messenger RNA from Cebus imitator (Panamanian white-faced capuchin), 2539 nucleotides. It is a transcript of the gene KDM4C, whose product is annotated as lysine demethylase 4C. Gene Ontology annotation, molecular function: histone H3K36 demethylase activity; histone H3K9 demethylase activity. Gene Ontology annotation, cellular component: nucleus. Bases 71 to 2539 code for a protein of 822 amino acids. The transcript has 16 exons. The record is from RefSeq and is a predicted model, not a curated record. Gene Ontology annotation, biological process: chromatin remodeling. Lineage: Eukaryota; Metazoa; Chordata; Mammalia; Primates; Cebidae.